AUGGAAGAAGAGGAGAAACGAUUCGAGUUAGAAAUGAGAUCACAACAGUUAAAACAACAAAGAGAAAAUGCCAUGCGUCUCAGAUCAUCGAGCAGCUUUUCCAUGAAAAACGAGAAAAGUCAACGAUUACUAUCUGAACCAUCUUUAGAUACUUCUUCUGUAAUUCAAGAGGAAGAACACUGGUGUUACCAUUGUACAUCUCCAAUAGAUCAUCUUUCGACAGCAAUGAAAAAAACGAUCCGGGAAUUUCUGAAACUGAGACGAACAGUAUACCCGACUGAAGUGGCAACGCCGGAAUGCGUGAGCGCACGCAACUUUUCCAAACUCCAUAAACAAACAUGUAAACAUCGCUAUUGUCAAACAUUAGCAUUAGUCGAUCAAGAUGAAGGUGCGUCGUUUGUUUUGCGUGGAUGUGCUGAAAACUUCGGAGCCAUAAAUAGUAAACAGUUGGAUGAACAGGCAGAAAACACAUGCACGAAACUUCACAAGAAAGUUGAUAUUCGAGAAUGUAUUUGUAAAGAGAGAAAGUAUUGUUAUGCCAAUGACAAGAACAGCGCUUCAGUGAUUUCCAACUUUUCAAGUUUUUUGUUAUCUGUCGUUCUGCUCUCAUUCUAUUAUCACACCUAA
Molecule: messenger RNA, 627 nt
Organism: Auanema sp. JU1783
Lineage: Eukaryota; Metazoa; Nematoda; Chromadorea; Rhabditida; Rhabditidae
Source: the annotation of a GenBank genome assembly